Messenger RNA from Vespula vulgaris, 2848 nucleotides. Its product is annotated as gastrula zinc finger protein XlCGF26.1-like. NCBI's taxonomy places the organism in Eukaryota, Metazoa, Arthropoda, Insecta, Hymenoptera, Vespidae. Gene Ontology annotation, biological process: regulation of transcription by RNA polymerase II. The record is from RefSeq and is a predicted model, not a curated record. Gene Ontology annotation, cellular component: nucleus. The transcript has a single exon. Bases 25 to 1242 code for a protein of 405 amino acids. Gene Ontology annotation, molecular function: DNA-binding transcription factor activity, RNA polymerase II-specific; RNA polymerase II transcription regulatory region sequence-specific DNA binding.
GAAACCUUUGGAGGAUUAUCGGGGAUGCUACGUCAGAUACUCUCACCGUCGCCUUCACCCGAGACGGGAGAGGCCGGUAUGACGGCGAUCGGUUGUAAUUUUCUCCAGGCAAAUUCGAUCUUUUCGAAUCAAUCGUCGAUGAUGCCAUCGACGUUAUCCUCAGCGACAUUGCAAACGAUACCAUCUCAUCUCUCGAUGAUCUAUCCGGAUCAAGGUGGUCUUCUGAUGGAUCAGUCGCAGCUCGUCCUCCCGGAGUCCCAUCCCUGUCCUACCUGUGGCCUUGAGUUUCGUAGCGCUCUGAAGUUAAAUUAUCACGUAAAAACGAGUCACCCAAGGCCGCCGGAGUACGAGCAGCAAAACGUCGAAAUUACGGCGAGAUACUCGUGCUCCGUUUGCCCGAGGAGUUUCUUCGUUCUUGCGCACCUAAGAAUGCACGAGACGACGCACGAGAUCGCACCACAUUCCUCCUCGGUGUUAGGUGCAUCCUCGUCGAACGUGCCUACCUCUCGUGGUGCAAAUUCUGCUACCGGAUUGAUGUCCGGCAUGUCCGUCGUCGUACCAGCUGGUGCUGCUACUACAGGCAACGUAGAGAAAACUUUUGGCUGUGACCGUUGUCCAGCAAGUUUUCGAUACCGUACACUAUUGGAACGUCAUAGAAGGAUGCACGAACUCGGACAGGAGAAACCUUACUCUUGUCCAAGAUGUCUCAUGCGUUUCGAGACGCGUAAUCUUUACAAUCAUCAUGCUAAAACUCACAAGCCUAGCAUCGAUAUCAACGACAGACUCGCAGCAGACAGCAAUGCGGUCUCUCUAACAGAUCCUACCCUUACGGUUACCGGGACUAACCCUUCUGUUGUCGGUUGUCCUCCAUCUACAACAGUUGUCGCUGCUAAUGCCAACAAAUCGUUGACAACGGCCUCUUAUCCUUGCGACUCCUGUUCGAAACAAUUUGCCACCAUUGAAUCCCUCACCAGUCACAAGGCCGUACACAGAUCCAGACCAUUGGUUUGCGAUGUUUGCGGCAAGGGUUUCACUCAUCGCAAGUAUUACGUCGUUCAUCAACGCAUUCACACCGGCGAGAGGCCUUAUUUAUGCGCCAUGUGUGGUAAAUCAUUUACUCAAGCGUCCACCCUCACGGUUCAUCGUCGAUAUCAUACUGGAGAACGACCUUAUACUUGUACGCUUUGUGGGAAGGGAUUCGUUACGAGAACUAUCAUGCUCAAUCAUAUGAAGAAACAUUGAAAAGGAUAUUCUGUCUAAAGAGUUGUUUCUCGUGAUUGCUUAUGAUGCAGCUAACGCGUUGAGGAUUUUUUUGUUAUAUAUAUACAUAUAAUUUCUAUAAUGUAUAUGUAUAUAUUCCAUAUAUAUAUAUAUAUAUAUAUAUAUAUAUAUAUAUAUAUAUGUAUGUAUGUAUAUGUAUAUGUAUAUAUAUGGAAAGAUAAGGAAGUUCAAGGUAAGAAAAAUUGAUGAAGAGAUUAACUUUAAAAUUAUAUUUCAUUUGAACGUUUCUUUUAUAUUAAUUGCAUAUUCGAAGUACCUGGGAUUAUUGUUUUUUAUAUAACAAUCUUAACUUUAUAAGAGAAAGUUAUAUGGACUGUAACAGGUUGUAAUAGUUGUAAUGCAAAAUCGUAAAAGAAUGAGAUAAUUAUUUAAUAUUUAGAUUGUAGUGUGAAUAUGAUCUCUGUGAUAUCGAUUGAGAUGCCUCUAUCAUAUUAUUAUACAAUCGAAUGUGAAAUUUUUAUCGUUAAAAUUGAGAGGCAUAUAUUGAAAUAUAUGUUUAGAUAAAAAUCAACAAAAAAAAAGGAAUAACAAAACAGGAAUAUUAAUGAAGAAUACAGAGUAAUAUACGUUUAGGUAAUUAUCUCGCUCGAGUUUGUUAGUUACUCGCGAGAAUGGUAUUUCGUACCUGUGUAGGAUAUAUUGAAAUUUCAUUUGUAGUUUAACGUGCCUAAGACAUGUGCCUAAUUUUUCUUAUUAAUCUUAAAACAUCAUGUGCAUUAAAAGUAAGAAAUAUAUUGAAAGGAACACGCGUUUUAUGUACGCAACUUAUGAGAUUAGACGAAUGGGAGAUUUAUAGAGUUUUAAAUGCAAUUUAACUUCAAAGUGCAAUAUAUACAUAAAAAUAUAUAUAUAUAAAUAUAAAUAUAUAUAUAUACACACACACGAAUUUAAGACGUUUUUAGGUUUAAACCGCAUAGUAUCAUGAUAGUCGAACAAAAAAUAAACUAUCGACAAAUUUAGGUGCUUUUCAUGACUGCAAGCGGUACAAAUCUUAUCGCUAUAAUACACUAAGUGGUUACAAAACGUAAGUAUAAAAAUGUUUAUACAUUUGUACCUAAUUAAUUAAUAUUUAGCGACUGCAGGAAAAAAAUGAUAUAAUUACAUAUAUAUAUAUAUACACACACACACACAUAAUCUGUGGUGAAUUAUCGUUAAAAACAUUUUUCAUCACCAAUCGAUGUAUCUUUUAUGUCGGAUUAAAGUUAUCGUAAAUGUUAUAUCGUAAAUAUACACGAAUAUGUAUUAUUUAUUUAAUUUAAGUUCGUAACAUAAACAGUUAUGAAUCAUAAAUUUUAAUAAAAAUAAAAAAGAAAGUAUUCUACUGUUGCAAAGCGCGUCGGUAAAGUCACUUGCGAUUAUCGACCAACGGUAAUAACUCGUAUCUAGGAUAUCUACUAUAUCAAAGAAAUGAAAGUAAUUUUCAUUUUAUUUCUUCGAUCAUCGUGUGUUAUAUAUGGUUUUAUAUAUUAUUUAAUAAUAUUAACAAAUAUUUUUCAGUUUCGUGGUAAUAGAUGGCUAAACAGAUCUAAACUACUCUUUACGAUGAAUAAAUAAAUAUACAAGAUAA